Molecule: messenger RNA, 5371 nt
Organism: Pieris brassicae (large cabbage white)
Lineage: Eukaryota; Metazoa; Arthropoda; Insecta; Lepidoptera; Pieridae
Gene: Cbl
Product: E3 ubiquitin-protein ligase CBL-B-B
Exons: 14
Coding region: 185-2683 (832 amino acids)
Biological process (GO): cell surface receptor signaling pathway; negative regulation of epidermal growth factor-activated receptor activity
Cellular component (GO): plasma membrane; membrane raft
Molecular function (GO): SH3 domain binding; phosphotyrosine residue binding; ubiquitin protein ligase activity
Source: RefSeq, a predicted model, not a curated record
CACGCGUGUGUCAGUGAGCGAUCGCUUGUCGUUUCGUGUGUUAUUUGGUGCGGUAAAUGUUUCUCUUCGUGAAAAUGAGAAAACAUGCGCUUGAUUAUCUAAUUAUAAAGUGAUAUAAGUGUAUUUGUUAAGUGUCUUCGGUUUACAUAGUUAUUUGCUUUUGUAUGUCAUCGGACUCAUCAAUAUGGCGGCAUCCCGUCACAAAUCACAACAGAAAAAUAUAUCGUCCAUAUUUUCUAAACUGCACGGCGCUUUCUCUGAUGCCGUGUGUCCAACAAAGCUCGCAACAGACAAGCGUACCCUUGAUAAAACAUGGAAGCUAAUGGACAAAGUUGUAAAACUGUGUCAACAUCACAAGAUGAACCUGAAAAACAGUCCACCUUUUAUAUUAGAUAUUUUGCCUGAUACAUAUCAGAGGUUGCGCGUUAUAUACUCUAAAUAUGAGGACAAUAUGCAGGAAUUGAAUAAUAAUGAACAUUUUAACAUAUUUAUUAUUAAUUUGAUAAGAAAAUGUAAGCAAGCUAUUAAGUUGUUUAAAGAGGGUAAGGAGAAAAUGUUUGAUGAAAAUUCUCAUUAUAGGCGUAAUUUGACUAAGCUCAGUUUAGUAUUUAGUCAUAUGCUGAGUGAGUUAAAGGCUAUGUUUCCAAAUGGUACAUUUGCUGGUGACCAGUUCCGUAUAACCAAGAGUGAUGCAGCUGAAUUCUGGAAGACAAACUUUGGUAACAGCACAUUGGUGCCAUGGAAGAUAUUCCGCGAGGAGCUGAACAACGUGCAUCCAAUUUCAUCAGGGUUGGAAACCAUGGCGCUGAAGACCACGAUAGAUCUUACCUGUAACGAUUUUAUAUCGAAUUUCGAGUUUGAUGUCUUCACGAGGCUUUUUCAACCAUGGAGCACGUUGUUACGGAAUUGGCAGCUUUUGGCGGUAACACAUCCAGGUUAUGUUGCCUUUCUAACAUAUGACGAAGUGAAGGCGCGGUUACAGAAGUACAUACACAAGGCUGGCAGUUAUGUAUUUAGGUUAUCGUGUACGCGGCUUGGUCAGUGGGCGAUUGGGUAUGUGACUGUUGACGGCGAGAUUCUACAGACGAUACCACAAAACAAGAGUUUAGUACAGGCGCUGCUGGACGGAUAUAGAGAGGGAUUCUAUCUAUAUCCAGACGGUCGUGACGUGAAUCCAGACCUAAGCAGCGCCAUCAUUUCGCCAGCAGAAGACCAUAUAACUGUUACGCAGGAGCAGUAUGAACUUUAUUGUGAAAUGGGUAGCACGUUUCAAUUAUGUAAAAUAUGCGCUGAAAAUGACAAGGAUAUAAGGAUAGAGCCGUGUGGACAUCUACUUUGUACGCCCUGUUUGACAGCUUGGCAGAUUGAUUCCGAAGGUCAAGGAUGUCCGUUCUGUCGUGCGGAAAUCAAGGGAACAGAACAAGUGGUUGUUGAUGCCUUUAUACCCCCGAGGCCGCCGAAUACAACGGCUGAUGUCAAAUUGGCGAACACGAAGACAGCGGUUAGGCCGGUGUCUUCAAACUCGUCAGGGUCCAGUGGAUCGUCAGGUUCGUCGGCCUGUAAUGGGUCAAGUUCGGAAACGCCUACCACAAACAAUGCGAACGGCUGGUCCACAAGGAAUACGACGUUUAACGGUCUCACAGAUGACAUUGAUGAUUCAGAGGAUUGGGCAGAAUUUAACGCAGCAACAUCGACAAUAGAUGCAUUACGGCCAGGUGUUAGGUCUGCUGGUGCAUCACCACGACACUCGCCUAGAGCUGUUCGCAAAGCGCCUGCGCCUGCUGAGAACGCGUACGGAGAACUGCGAGCGCCACCUCUACCGCCUCGGAAGAGUCUUUCUCCAGCAGAAACUAUUGUUGCAGCGUCCAGUGUACAGGAUAUUGCUGCUGCUAGUUCUAUUAUUCCAGAUCCUAGAAGACGAUCAUCGUUGGAGCCAGAACCAGACUCAAGGCAUAAACUGACGUCUGUGAUCACUGGUUCGACGGAGACCAUCACUGGCAUUAUUGAUACAAGACAUGAAGUUAUACCUCCCGACCCGAGAGCCUUCGAAAAGCCUCGAAGAGCUUGCACACCUCAAGCAAAUAGCCGGCCACUUCCCGCACCCCCUCCAGAAAGGCAAGAGGAACGAACAGAAAGGCAAGAUAGACACGUGCAAGACCGACUCGAUAAUCGAUUGGAUAAUCGAAUAGAGAGGUCUGAAAGAUCGAAUUCGGAAAAUCGAGUUCUUGAUCGACAUAUGGAUUUCAGACCCCCAGAACGGCCAGACAAAUCAGACCGAAUUCAAGAAAAAGCGAACUUCGAUAGGGAACAUCGAGCGCCUCCACGUCAAAGAUCGCUCCCGUCUUCAACGAGUACGGAUCAUCAACCAACAAAGUCCACUACUAUGCCUAAAUUCCCAUCAGAGGAUGUGAAGGAUCCGCCAUAUGAAAAUGUUGGCAAUGAGAAAAAUGAAUUAUCUGUAACAUCUAAGAAAAUUAACCCGCUGACACACGACAAACACGGUCGUAAAUACAACGAAAACGUGUCAUAUGAAAAUAUAAAUCUCGAUUACAUCGCGAGGUUGGUCGACGAAGGGUAUCCCAAGGAGAUCGUGGUUCGGGCGUUGGGCAUUACGCGGAAUGAUCUAGAAAUGGCCUGCGAUAUUCUACACGAAUUCGGCACGAAGGUCCCUAAUAAAUGCUAGAGAUGUAUUUAUAGUUCAACUGUUCGCUUUAAUAGUUCUUAUUUUCAAUAGUCUAAGGUCCAUAUUCCCAUCUAGUCUUGAGCGAUGUGAUGUGAAAUCGAAACUCAAUUUUAAUUUUACAUUAUUGAAACUAUUUGAUGUUAAAUAAAUAUGAAAAAACGAAACGUAACGUGAAUGUCAAAAUUACCACUCAUAGCAAGGUCGUAAUUUUAUAAAUGUCAAAUUCUUGUCAGAACCUCGUAUUAAUAAUGGUUUGGACUUUCGAGCGUUAAAGAAACAUUUGUACCUUCUAAAUUGUAUAAAUACAUUAAUAGCGGAAUUAAAAUAUAUGUAGGAUAAAUUGAAAUUAUAUUUGAUUAACCGAUGUACAAAGUUACUACAUUUUAUUUCUAAACGCUCUUAACACUGUUAACUAAAGUGCUCUACAUAGGGCUUUUAGUUAAAACAGUGUUAUAAGACUGAUUUAGUUCUACAUUCAUUCUACAACAUUUGAUCUAAAAUUUAAUAUCACUUAACAUUCACGAUCACUGCACUGAUACGUCAUCUAUUUAUUUAUUUCUCCCAUUAGAAAAUAAAUAAAUAUACUAUGAUAAUAUAAUGCCUGCGUCUCACAAUGUUACGUUCUAAUACCCAACAGCUAUAUAGUUGUUAUUGAAAACUACGAUAACAACUAUUUAUAUAUAUUUUUUUAAAUGGGUUCAAUCAAAAAUCUGCCUAAAAAACUGAGAGUUUUUCAGUGGCGUAACAAUAGGGUGGCAGGGCUGGCAAAAUGCCAAAAUGCCCAAGAGGCCGCGAGCUCAAAAAAAAUGUUAUUUUUAUUUCAUUGUAAAUGUAUGCAGGUUUCCUUACGUUUUUCACCGAAAAGCUGAGGAAUGUAAUACGCAUUAGUCUAGCGCUUAGACAGAUCAUUCCCUCUUGCCUAAAACGGAGUUAUCAUUGUGGUAUUAGUGGGACAUAUACAACGUGUAAUUGAAUACGCUGAAAAUCUCGAAGUUUAUUAAAAUUAAUCUACAGUCAAUCGUCACAUGUACUAAGUACAACGUGACGAUUUUUACUGAUAGGGCUCCAUCAAAAGAUGUUGCCAAGGGCCUCAGAUUGUAUAGUUACGCCUAUGGCGUUUUUAAUACUUUGUAGAACUAGCCCGUUAAGCCAACAAUAUCGCUAGGGUCCUUCAAGUAGUACAUACUAAUUUUUAAGGCCAAAAACGUGACUGUAUGGGCGGCGGUAUCAUGUAACAUCAGAUGAGCAUCCUGCCUGCUUGACCUCUGUCUAUUAAAUACUUAAAAUAAAAGACGAAAAACUUAUUUCGCAACAAACGGAAUGAUUUGAAUGACAAGCGAACCUAUUCGUCUGUUAAAACAAAACCAAUUAUAAUAAUAAAUUGAAGAGAUAUGUAUAUCGAUUUUUUAUAUUAAUUUUAAUACGAUUUCCAAUUCUCAGUAUUUGUAUUACUAAGUAUACUUAACUCUGUACAUAAUAUAUUUUCGUAAAACGCUAUCUUAUAUACUUAAUAGCUGUUUAAAUAGUCUAUAUUUUUCAUAAUUACGUAUAUUUGUAAUAAAUUUUGACACUUUGACUUAUGAUAUUUGCAAUAUGAAUAGAAUUAAACUAUCUCUUAUUGUACUUCUCGCGUUUCCUUAAUAAACAUACACAUUUGAAAGUUUAAGGUAAAAACAUUAUUUCGAUAGGAUAAAGAAAAUCUUGAAAUUAAAAAUAAUUUAGUAUUUGUUACUUUGUUUCCCUUUAGAUGGGUUAAUGUUUUUCAGCCGCCAAUAUUAAAUGAUGAGAUUUUUUGACCAUGUGCGUAAAAUUUAUAUCCAUCUCGUAAUCAUUGCGGAGGUCAUGUCAUUUUGAGGUGCCUGUUGCUAGUGAUAUCUCCAAUUAUAAUAAUUUAUAGUCAAUAUAAUUUUGUACGAUAAUUUUUGCAAAUGAAAUAUAGAAAAUCCUUGUUAUACUUUACUCAAAUCAAUACCGGCGGACCUUAUUAUGAUAUUAUGUUAAUGUUCUUAUUAUAUGACAUGAAUAUUUGUAUAUGGCUAAUUGUGCGGAUUUUCUUUUUAUUAUUCGACAUUUUAUGUAUACGCGAAAAGUACAAUUGAGAAUAUGUAAAUAUUUUGAUAUUCUUUCGACAUUCAUGUUGGACAUUUAGUUAAGACGGAGCUUAUGCUAAUUUUAUAAGAAAUUCUAAAACUAAAGACGUGCAAUUUUGUUUAAUGCCUUACGGUUUGGUAAGCGUUCGAAACUGUUUGGUUACAAGAACCAUUUGUAACCGUUAGUUGAUUUAAGGACUGACUUGUUUAGCUUAUAGUGCGUAAAUUCUCGGAAAAUAAUUACAAAUCGUCGUUCGUUUUUAUUGUUAAUAUUUCUUAUUUUAAUGUGCUCUAAAUAUUUUUGAAAUCUAGUUUUUAAAUGUGUAAUAAUGUUGAGAUUCGGCAGCUCAUAAUGGUCUAAUAAUUAUAUUAUAGUGUAGUUCUUACCCACUGAUUUAGGUAUUGAAGUGACAUAUCCACCAAAUAACUAGUCAAGCUGCAUAUUUUCAAUAACAAAUUAGUUGUACCACGGAUAUGAGUUUCACUCAAUUACUCACUAGAUGGCGUUGUAUUAAACUCUAACAUUAACAUGGCCUAACUUCAUGUCUGUUAUACGAAAUAUACAAUGUUCUGCUGAAUAAAGUAAUUAUUUUGUACA